GUUAGUAAAGCUAAAGUCCAAGACAACCUUGUCCUUGGUGGCUGGUGCUCUCUUUGGGCUAAAAUCUAGCUCCUAAAGCCCCAAAACCAUACACAUUGAGACUCCAAUUGCUUCUCACAAAAGCCAUCCUCAAUCUGGGCUGUGCUUCUUCUGGUUUCAUUCACAGUCUAAUUCUAGUAUAGCCAUGAAACCAACUUUUCCAUCUAGUCUUGGCCUCUGAGUCCAGAAAAGUUGUUGGACACUAGCUUUAUAGUUGCUGCUCUUACAAUGGAUGUCAAGGUGGCAGCGCAAUCAGUAACUCUUGCCAAAAAACCAUUUGUUGAACGCUUGAAUGCCAUUAACUUCCAGUCCCCGGUAAAGAGAGAAUGUCUUAUAUAUAUCAGAAUAAGAAAUUUCAUACUUGACGAAGUUUUUUUUUUUCUUAAGGAAUUUUUCAGAAGGUUGAUGAAAUAAUUGUUGUGAUCCUUAACAUACAUGAUUCCUAAAUUAUUGCUAACUGUAUUUGGUCCACAGUAGCACAGCCUAGUUCCUAAACUCAGUAGCCAGAAUUAGGUGUGCCUCAGACAAAACCAGCAUGUGAUUGACCUCCCUUCACCUGUUGCUGUAUCGGAAUCCAUCAGUUUGGAGAAAUGCAAUUUCAUCCUCAGCUGGGAAGAGAGAAGUGAAAAAACCUAUAAAGUGUUUGGUAGGGGACCCGAAACUGAAUGUGCAGCACCAGGCAUGUGGGGCAUUGUGAAAUCAAGUUGAAAAGGCACGGAAUAUCAUCAUUUGUGAAACAUGGAAUCAUGGGAAAGAACACAGCACUUAGUAGACAUAUGGGCCUUGAUUAAUGCUAAAAUCAUCAUUACUCUCUCUUAACCCUUGAUUUGGCUGAGCAAAAGAUGAGGCCCCAGAUGAGGUGUUCUCACAAAUCUUCAUGUUCCAGCGAUAUAUUGGCUACUGGCCACAGGAGUGUAUAUAAAAUGGUACAAGUGAUUCACAGACUAAACUUUAGCCAAUGUUUUCAGGCCCUCAGUUUCUUUUAGUAAAGUUGAAUUUUGGAGAUCAUUAUGCAUAACAAAUCCUGAUUAUGUUUGUCUAAUCCAAAAAAAAAAAAUUCUGAUUUGUAAUUCUGUUAGUUGUUAUGAUGUAAGAGGAACACACCUGCUUUCAUGCUGAACUUUUUUCUAGUGAGCCCCCAUCUAUUCUUUACCUUUUAUAACCCAAACUUUGUAAGCUCUUUUUAUCUUUUCAGUAAUCAAAGAGAGGGAAAGGUAAACCAACUCAGACAAAUCUCAGAGAGGGAAAGAAAAAUGGGUAAUUACAGGUUUAGAUUAUCAGAUAUGAUACCAAACGCCUGGUUUUACAAGCUCAAGGACAUGAGCAAAAGCAGAAAGCAUUACACCUCUCGAGCUUCCAAGAAAAAACCACCUCCAGGAACUGUAACAUCGCAAAAACCCAACAUUUCUCAUCAAAGAUACUCUUAUUACUUCACCACAGAACCUGAAAGAGCUGAGAAAUUAGAUUACUAUUCACCUGCAAAUCCAAAAGCCUCAGAUACUCACUUCCCUGAUCCACCAAGAAAAUCAUCCAAUAGAAGAAACAAAAGAAAAACCAUUUACAAGCCUUCUCCAAAACUGGUGUCCACAUUCUCUGCUGAUUGUAGCUGUCGCGUUACAGUUAACUCGAACCUGACCGGGUUUAUUCCAGGUGAUUCACCUGACUGCUCUAGCUCUCCUGUUGAGAGCUCUUAUGAUGAGCUUGACUUCCUAUCAGAAUCUGAUGAAGAUGAUGGUUUUCUUGUUCCUGAUUCAAUUGAUCAUCAUUUAGCCUCCUGGUCUAGCUCUUGUAACUGUAAUGUUAGCUCUUCAACCACUGACAUUAUCAUUGAUAUGAAUGAAGAAUCCUAUGAAAGGAAAAUCAAGGAGGUUGAAGGGUUUGGUAGGAUCCCUGAGCUAAACCUUCCUCCUAUACUGACCAAGCCUGAGAAAUUCAACGACAAUGAAGUUACUAAGUUCAGAAGAAGUUCAUCCAAAUUGGAGGAGGUCAAAGCACAUAGGUCUCUCUCUGUCAAGAUUGUCAAGGAGAAAAGCAUUAGGACUUAUAAAGAGAAAAAGAUGAAUCCUCCUACAAGAAAGUCCUCGGUGAAUUCGGCAAAAGGGAUAAAACUCCGAGCAAAUACUCCAAGAAUUGCAAGCAGGAAAAUUCAGGGUUGUUCUCGAAAAAGUGUGUCAUUGUCAACAAACAAGACCCUUUCAGAGAGCUUUGCAGUGGUUAAGUUCUCAGUUGAUCCACAGAGAGACUUCAAGGAUUCAAUGGUGGAGAUGAUUGUGGAGAACAAUAUCCGAGGUUCAAAAGAUUUGGAAGACCUUCUUGCUUGUUACCUUUCUCUCAAUUCAAAAGAAUACCAUUAUAUCAUUGUCAAGGCAUUUGAGCAAAUCUGGUUUGACAUGACUGACCUUCACUUGUAAUUGUAAAGCCUUGUUAGAUUAUCAGAAGCAUGAAUAAUAUGAUCCUGUAAAUGCUAGUGCUUUAAUUAAAAUUUCUAUUCUCUGCUUAGAAUUGUUGGUUUAAUCAUGGAGAAUUGCUUCAAUAUGUAGUUGAUUUUUAAAGAAUUUUUACCAGGAAAAUGUACCUAAAGAAUCUUUGAUUCC
Populus trichocarpa (black cottonwood) is the source of this 2633-nucleotide messenger RNA. Its product is annotated as transcription repressor OFP4. The record is from RefSeq and is a predicted model, not a curated record. The transcript has a single exon. Gene Ontology annotation, molecular function: DNA binding. NCBI's taxonomy places the organism in Eukaryota, Viridiplantae, Streptophyta, Magnoliopsida, Malpighiales, Salicaceae. Gene Ontology annotation, biological process: negative regulation of DNA-templated transcription. The coding region runs from base 1152 to 2450 and encodes 432 amino acids.